This is a messenger RNA of Aureobasidium namibiae CBS 147.97, 1083 nucleotides long. RefSeq lists its product as uncharacterized. NCBI's taxonomy places the organism in Eukaryota, Fungi, Ascomycota, Dothideomycetes, Dothideales, Saccotheciaceae. Bases 1 to 1083 code for a protein of 360 amino acids. The record is from RefSeq and is a predicted model, not a curated record. The transcript is spliced from 2 exons.
AUGAAGGAGUUAUGGGAUACAAGAGGUGGCAUCCCAAAUAUCGCAUGGUGCUCAGCCUUUCAAUUCAAGCGCAAGAUCUUUCGCAGUGGAACAAACAGCCGCAGCUAUACGGCUAUCCGGAGGGCGCGUCGCGAUUACUGCAAAGAGCUUCUCGAGGUAUUUGACGAUUCUUUGAGCUUCGAGAAUCAGAACUGGCAAGCAGUUCAGACUAUCAUUGAUGCACACAAAAGAUUGUUUCAGGAAUGCCAAUGCGAACAAUGCAGAAUGAGAAGGCUUGAAGCCAGAGCAGGGGAUGGUGACGACGAUGACGCUGACAACGACCCAAACAAUCGCAACGAUCAUCCUGAACCAGACCGUAACGAUAACGACGACGAUGAUGACGGCGACGACGGCAACCAGCGAACUUGGCAGCACGAGCUUAGUCGAUUGCGUAGACGUCGCUUGCUCGGCUCUGCAACUGGGAACAAUGAGGAAGAUCUGCUCGAUGAUGAUCAAAAUCUUGUUGACAUGGAAGACGACAACAAUCCAAACGUCGACAUGGAAAACAUCAGUGAGGAUGUCGAUAUGGAUGACGAUGCUGUCAAUACCGACGACAUCGUGUUUGGCGAUGGGUCGCAAAGUUCCUCCUGGUUCGUGCCUCGUUCGAGAGAAGCCUCGCCGGAUGAUGAUGCUUGUAUCGGAUCUGGGAACAACGAUCUUGACGACAACUCCGACAUCGACUAUGAGAGCAUCUUCGGCAUGAGACUUGGCCGCAGAAGGACUCCCACAUCACCUUCAGUGCCCGACUCGCCCAUCACGCCUAAGCUCGAGCCCAAACCCGAGCCCGAGACAGAAAUCAUUACAUACACCAAAUACACAAGAUUUAGACAAACAUGCGACCUUAUCGAUCUGACUGGAGAAGACGAUGACUCUAUGGGAAGCGAUAACAGCGGCAUGGAAGUCAUCGAGUUGACAGACGACUCUAGCAUGAGCACUGAGCCCACCAGAACCAACAGCAGGUACGAUGCUAUCAUUGAUCUGACACAAACCUCCGAGGAUUUUCAGAACAGCUCGCCCAUGCAAAUCAUUGAGCUGGAUGACUGA